Messenger RNA from Misgurnus anguillicaudatus (oriental weatherfish), 3991 nucleotides. It is a transcript of the gene tead3b, whose product is annotated as TEA domain family member 3 b. Gene Ontology annotation, molecular function: DNA-binding transcription factor activity, RNA polymerase II-specific; RNA polymerase II cis-regulatory region sequence-specific DNA binding. Gene Ontology annotation, cellular component: transcription regulator complex. The record is from RefSeq and is a predicted model, not a curated record. Gene Ontology annotation, biological process: positive regulation of transcription by RNA polymerase II; embryonic organ development; hippo signaling. NCBI's taxonomy places the organism in Eukaryota, Metazoa, Chordata, Actinopteri, Cypriniformes, Cobitidae.
UUCCCUCCUUCGUUUUCCACUGAAGUGCGUGAAUUUCAUACCAAACCCAUACUUCGCAUUCCACCUUUACUGUCAAACCCGGAGAAAUAUUACCGAAAACAAUAGAGCACCGACAUUAAUAUAACUUUACUGAAGUAAAGCUCGUGCUGCUCUAUCGGUAGAGGUGUUUACCAAUAAAGGGAAUUGUGAAGAAGAAGAGGACAAGACAGUGAGAAGCGAAGUGUUUGGAGAGAUCGUGCACUCCUUUUACUACGUUAACAGUACUUGCAUAGCGUGGGGGCUCGUGGCAGGCCCCGGUACGAGCCGGCAUCAUUGCGUCCAACAAGUGGAGUGCAAACGGCAGCCCGGAGCAGGGGCUGGAUGAUGGGGGUGAUGAACUGGACAAGGCCAUGGAUGGAGACGCAGAGGGCGUGUGGAGCCCGGACAUCGAACAGAGCUUUCAGGAGGCUCUUGCCAUCUACCCGCCCUGCGGCAGGCGCAAAAUCAUCCUCUCGGACGAAGGAAAGAUGUAUGGGCGCAAUGAGCUUAUCGCCAGAUAUAUCAAGCUGAGGACGGGCAAAACCCGCACAAGAAAACAGGUUUCUAGCCACUUGCAGGUUCUUGCCAGGAGAAAAUCUCGCGACAUACAGUCAAAACUAAAGGCCAUGAACUUGGAUCAAGCAUCCAAAGACAAAGCUCUCCAGAACAUGGCGGCGCUCUCCUCCGCUCAGAUCGUGUCUCCCAGUUUAAUCAAGAAUCCUCUUCCGCCUCUUCCGCAGUCUCCUUAUCCCCCCGCUGCACGGUUCUGGCCGACUCCUAUCCCAGGACAACCAGGACCCUCUCAGGAGCUGGUUCUUAAGCACAACCCAGUGAGAAGUCCUGGGCUUGGUCGCACCAGCUACGCUAUCAAACCUUUUGCACCAGGCCCUUACCCGAACCUAUCAGGACCUGUUCAGCAAGCCAUAGCACCAUACGAACCUCUGGCGCCUCCUCCACCUCCGGUGGCCACCGCAGUGCCCGUGUGGCAGGAUCGCACCAUUGCCUCCUCUAAGCUCCGCAUGCUGGAGUACUCUGCAUUUAUGGAGGUUCCACAGGAUCAGGAUAAUUAUAGCAAACACCUUUUUGUCCACAUUGGCCAGACCAACCCGUCCUACAGCGACCCCCUGCUGGAGGCUGUGGACAUACGGCAGAUCUACGACAAGUUUCCAGAGAAAAAAGGUGGACUCAAGGAGCUUUACGAGAAAGGCCCUCAAAAUGCUUUUUUCCUGGUCAAAUUCUGGGCGGAUCUCAAUAACAGCAGCAUUCAGGACGGGCCAGGCUCUUUCUACGGGGUCAGCAGUCAGUACAGCAGCUCUGAGAACAUGACCAUCACCGUCUCAACCAAAGUGUGCUCGUUCGGCAAACAGGUGGUGGAGAAAGUGGAGACAGAAUAUGCCCGUGUUGAGGGGGGGAAGUGUUUGUAUCGUAUCCAUCGUUCUCCCAUGUGUGAAUAUAUGAUCAACUUCAUCCACAAACUCAAGCACCUGCCUGAGAAAUACAUGAUGAACAGCGUAUUAGAAAACUUCACCAUCCUACAGGUGGUGACCAACAGGGAAACGCAGGAGACUCUAUUAUGUAUAGCGUUUGUAUUUGAAGUGUCGACAAGCGAACAUGGGGCACAAUACCAUGUCUACAGGCUCAUUAAGGACUAGUUACUUCACAAUCGAUUCUGUCAGCAGACUUCUUUUGCUUCACACACUUCCUCUAAACAAACAUGGAGGACUAUGCCAAAUUGUUCUAACAUCAGAGGAAUACGCCAAAAUGUUACAAAAAACCAAAUGUUUCGCUUGUGUUUUAAUUCAGGUGCAGAAUCGAAUUGAGUCCUAUAGUAUUACUCUGUUAAAAAAGUUUUUAUAUGUUUUUAAAUGCCUUAAAUACAAAAUGGGUCACAUUGGUUUUUGUUGCAUAUAGAAAUCGUGAUGUCUUUAAAGCUUUGUUUUGUCUCCACUGAGGGAAUGUGAAUGUGUUAAUGGAAUAGAGAGUCUUUAAUGCGUAAAGACAACGUGUGCCGUCUAUAACCAGAGCGGUACAUGCAGCAUUUUACAGUGAUGUACUAGGUUGAAUGUCAUGUGCAUAUUUUACUCCAUUAUUAUUAAAAAGCAGAAAAAAAAUCGUUUUUUAUAUUUCUUGCAUAAAGCAAUCAAGGCCUAAUUUUUUACAUUGUGACAUUUUUAAGUCAUCAUAAUAUCAAUUCCUUAUCGUAUAAAUAUUUAAUAUGUAUAGUGUAUCAUUUGUUUCAGUAAUAGAGCAAAUGUGUUUACAAUAAGCCUAAUUGUCUUUAUGCAAGGAAAUAAAAAAUAAUUUUAGGGUGAAAUGUUGCCUGUACACCUUGUCAACGAGUUCACUAGUUUGUAAAUGAGGACCAGGUUGGCCAGCAGAGGGUUUACAGUCAUCUUUAUAAAGGACAAGAUCUACUGACAACACAUUAUCAGUUUCCUGAAUACAAAAGAUUAUGGCUGUAAAGUCUGUUACUAAGCCAGCUAAUGUCUUUAUAACAGUCGAAGAGGUGUCAUUAAACCGUUUGCAGGUACUAAAGGAUAUAGAUAAGUUGAAAUAGUGAGUGCCUUUUUUUUAAUAAACACUAAGUUGAUUGAUACUCUGAAGUGCCUUUUGACUACCUCUUAAAAUAGUACGAAUAGGUAAAGCGAUCAAUUUCUUUAUACUACAUCAUGACAAAGUAUUUAAGUCGGCCGUUUGUCAAUGUUUUCUAGAGAUUCAUAAACUAAGGAAAGGUCAAACUGUUUAAAGGUCAAACCUGGCCGUGGACAUGAAUCUGUCGAGCUAAAUGUCCCUGUAGUACGAAGAAAGUGGCUUCAUAGUUUCUACCCAUCAAUACAAUAGAUUUUAAACGUGUAUGAUGGGACAAUACCUGUAUAGGUAUACCUCUUAUUACCAUGUCUUUUUUUAAUGGAGGAUGUUGUGUUUGUUUUCUCUGGUGCUCUCAAUCCCUAAAGAAAAUGUUAGCAUUUCCAAACUUCUCUUUUUUUCUCUUUCACUGUGUAGCUUACAUUUUCAACAAGUAAAUUACUUUUCGGUUUACUUGUCAGAACCUUUAGUUUUGGGUUAUAGCAUCAGGUUUCAUCUCUUGUUUGUUAAAAGUCUAAAAAGGGAAAGUUAUUAAUUUUACCCUGCACAUCAGCACUCGAUCACCUUACACAGGAUGUACAGCAGCUGAUUUACAGUUUGUAUGGUUUGUGCAUCUCUGUAGUGUUUUUAACUCCCUUUAGAUGUAGAUUUGGGAUCAAAGUUCAGAUGUGUUUAUGGUUAUAGUUUACUCUGUUGAAUGCACCAGGUGUUCAGCAUGGAUUUGCAUUAUCAUUGAAUGCCAUUUGAACAUACUGAACUAAAAGGUUUUAUUAAAUGCGAUCAUCUUUUCUACUACUGAAUUUUACAAAUAAUUCGAUCAAAUUCAACGUUUGAAGUGCCUGAUUCUGAUGAAGCCAUGUUUGUUCAAUCUUUUCAAUUUCAGAAGGCAGCACUGUUAUGGUUUAGUGCUCGAUAACAUUUUUAUGUCCAGAUGACAGUCAGUAUAGUUUGAUUUCUGAAGGUACUGCUAAUUUUUAAGUACAUGAGACAAGCAGAAAUGUAAUGUAUAUUGGUUCAGCGUUAACCUACAUUAUCGUGUUUGACGACAGUUUCCUCAAUUGUAUUUUUUUCUUGGCUCUCUUUCUUUUUUUUAUAAUUAUUGUUAUUAUAAUUAUUAAUUUUAUGUUUGCUCUUUGACUUUCGAUUGAUGCUGUAUGCAUAAGUUGAAAAUGUUGUGUGUUACUUUUAUUUUCAUGCCAUUAAUAGUGGUGUUGGCAAAAGCUUUCCCCCAUUUUUUUUAACAGGAUUGUUGCCUUGGUUACCAAUUGUGCAUUGCAAUUAUGUAUUGAAUAUUUUCAUUGUUAGGGGUUUGUACAAUAUAAUCAAAACAAUGUAUAGCAAUACCAAUAAAAAUGGCAUGGGUCUCCUUGGACCAUAUUUCUUACAA